UGUUGUUCCGCCCCCAAAAAUAGACGAACCCCCGACCAGAGCCCAGACCCUCCGCCUGGACCCUCCGAAGAUCAGCAACACUACAUAGUAGACUACCCCAGAAGCCAUUCACCUUGUUAAGAAUGCGAAAUUUGCAGUGGCAUGCAAUGGGGAGUUGCGGAAAGCGUUUCUAGGGUUGCAGAUACACUACAGCUUGUUUAUUCUGGUGACUGGUUGGCAUUGAUCGCCAAAGCGCUAAUUCGUGUCAAUGUUGGAAGUAUCGGACAAGCUUAUUUGGUCCAUCUCUACUACGUACAGUACCUGAAGGACGGAGCAACCAGAAAGAACAAUACUUAAUAUUGGCAUCUGGGCUGGUAGAUGCGACUUGAGCCAUUGAACUACUCAGCCUUUCUUCUACUAAGCCCAGCUGGCACCGGCAUCCCCAUCUCUUCUUCUCGUCCAACAUUUUUUCAGUGAGGACAGCUCAAUGACAAUGGCCUCAACAAUGACGAUGACGCUACCCUCUGCAGCAUCAGCAACAACAUCAACUCUCCCAACAAACGAACCAUACUGUCCAAACUGUGGCCGUUCCCUCCCCUCUCCGACCUCUGAUCCACACAAAGCUCUCCUCGAAGCACAGCGCCAAAUCGAAGACCUACAAGCACAAGUACGACUUCUCAACCAGAAGGCGACAGCAGCAGCAGACCGAUGGGCAGACUACGAAGACGAACUGUCACGGCUUCGUGCCGCAUCUACGAGCACCAAUUCCACCACCACGACAUCCACAAAGAACAACAGCAGCAGCAACGGUACCAAUAACAACAGGCCUCACACUCCGGAUCCCAGCGUAAGCAACAGCCCACGCUCCUCAUUUCUCGGGGCCGGCGCCUCACGAAUAAGCCAACUAUUAUCUCCACGGAAAUCACCCACCACGGGCCCCUCUUCCACGCCUCCACCUACCACAACUUCGUCAAAUGCCACCGCAACGCCACAGCAGCAGGAACAGCAACAACGAGGGAGCUUAUCAUCCGUCUCUUCCCCUGCACUGCCCCACGAUAGUCAUGCAGCUGAAGCCCGAGGCCUGAUGAAGGCACUGGCCCACGAGCGCCGAUUACGCGCCGCGGCCGAGGAGAAGCUAGAGGCGACGAAUCGGGAGGUAGAGGAUCUCAGUGCGUCGCUGUUUGAGCAGGCGAAUAACAUGGUGGCAACGGAGCGACGGGCACGCGCCGCCCUCGAAGAACGGCUCAAUGAGCUGGGACAGCGAGAAGAAGAGAAGAAGGCGCGCAUUGGACGGUUGGAGGGAGCGGUUAUGAGGAUUGAGCGUGUUAGAGUUAUGCUGGAGGAUCAAGAAAUAGAGAUGGAUGGGGGAGAGGAAGAGGAGGAUGGAGAUGGAGAAACAGCAGAGGAAGAGAUCGAAGGAGAAGAGACACACACGAGGCAAGAGAGGGGGAGGGAAAAGAGAAUAGGAGAUGAUGGAAAGACAGAAGAGGAAGAAGACGAUAAAGCAAGUAUCAGGGGAGGCGGUAACAAAGAAGCCAAACAGACCGGUGGGAUUCCUCAAGCCGCAGACUGAUUGAUGAGAGGGGGGUACGGCCAUUUAUCUAUUACCCACCCAAGGGAUCGGUCGCGACAUCAGCAG
This is a messenger RNA of Xylaria bambusicola, 1618 nucleotides long. RefSeq lists its product as uncharacterized. The transcript has a single exon. Lineage: Eukaryota; Fungi; Ascomycota; Sordariomycetes; Xylariales; Xylariaceae. The coding region runs from base 467 to 1552 and encodes 361 amino acids. Gene Ontology annotation, biological process: exocytosis. Gene Ontology annotation, molecular function: guanyl-nucleotide exchange factor activity. Gene Ontology annotation, cellular component: Golgi to plasma membrane transport vesicle; cell tip. The record is from RefSeq and is a predicted model, not a curated record.